Molecule: messenger RNA, 2914 nt
Organism: Chinchilla lanigera (long-tailed chinchilla)
Lineage: Eukaryota; Metazoa; Chordata; Mammalia; Rodentia; Chinchillidae
Gene: Cdh16
Product: cadherin 16, KSP-cadherin
Exons: 18
Coding region: 216-2705 (829 amino acids)
Biological process (GO): cell-cell junction assembly; homophilic cell-cell adhesion; cell morphogenesis
Cellular component (GO): catenin complex; adherens junction; membrane
Molecular function (GO): calcium ion binding; cadherin binding
Source: RefSeq, a predicted model, not a curated record
GAAGCAAUUUCCACUCCUGAGCAAGUGCGGUAGAACCGCCUACCUGCUCAAGUGUCCGCCUUGCCCUUCCCCACCCAGCCCAGCUAGACCCAGUCUCCCCGGAGAAGGAGCCCUCUCUCUCUCUCGGCAGCUGGACACAAGGAGCUACCUUUGACACCAGUGGGUGAGGCGCCGGGAGCACCGCACUGUGGACCAGGCCAAAGCCCAUCUUGACCAUGGUCCCUGCCUGGCUUUGGCUGCUUUGCUUGUCUGUCCCCCAGGCUUUCCCUGAGGCCCAGGAUGCAGAGCUAUCUGUGGAAGUCCCUGAGAAUUAUCGUGGAAAUUUCCCUUUGUACCUGCUCAAGCUGCCACUGCCCCAUGAGAAGGCUGAAGGCCAGAUCGUGCUGUCAGGGGACACAGGCAUGGCAGCUGAGGGCCCCUUUGCUGUGGAUCCAGACUCUGGUUUCCUAGUGGUAACCAGUGCCCUGGACCGGGAGGAACAGGCGGAAUACAAGCUACAGGUCACCCUGGAGACUGGAGAUGGAUAUGUCUUGUGGGGUCCACAGCUUGUGAUUGUGCAUGUGAAGGAUGAGAAUGAUCAUGUGCCCCAAUUUUCUCAGGCCAUCUUCACAGCUCAGCUCAGCCAGGGCACCAGGCCUGGCAUCCCCUUCCUCUUCCUUGAGGCUUCGGAUGGGGAUGCUCCAGGCACAGCCAACUCAGAUCUUCGAUUCCACAUCCUGAGCCAGAGCCCAGCCCAACCUUCAUCGGACAUGUUCCAGCUAGAGCCUCGGCUGGGGGCUCUGGCCCUCAGCCUUGAGGGGAGCACCAGUCUCGACCAUGCCCUGGAGGGGCCCUAUCAACUAUUGGUACAGGUCAAGGACAUGGGCGACCAUGCUUCAGGCCACCAGGCCACAGCCACCAUUGAGGUCUCCAUAGUACAGAAUACCUGGGUGCCCCUAGAGCCUAUCCACCUGGCAGAGAAUCUCAAAGUCCCAUAUCCACACCCCAUUGCCCAGGUACACUGGAGUGGGGGGAACGUGCACUAUCACUUGGAGAGCCAACCCCCUGGACCCUUUGAUGUGGAUGCAGAAGGGAAACUCUAUGUGACCAUGGAGCUGGACCGAGAGGCCCAGGCUGAGUACCUGCUCCAGGUGCGGGCUCAGAAUUCCCAUGAUGAGGACUACACAGAACCCUUGGAGUUUCACGUGGUGGUGAUGGAUGAAAACGACAAUGCACCUGUCUGCCCCCCAAGUGGUCCCUUGAUCAGCAUCCCUGAGCUCAGCCCCCCAGGCACUGAAGUGACUCAGCUGCUGGCAGAGGAUGCAGAUGCCCCUGGUUCUCCCAAUUCCCACAUUGUGUAUCAGCUCCUGAGCCCUCAGCCCAAGGAGGGGGCUGAAGGGAGAGCCUUUGAGCUAGAUCCCACCUCAGGCAGUGUGACCGUGGGGACUGCCCCCCUCCAAGCUGGCCAAGAUAUCCUGCUUCAGGUGCUGGCUAUUGACCUAGCAGGAGCAGAGGAAGGCCUUAGAAGCAUGUGUGAGGUCGCAAUCAUGAUCACAGACGUCAAUAACCAUGCCCCUGAGUUUACCACCUCCCAGAUUGGUCCUGUAAGCCUCCCCGAGGAUGUGGAGCCUGGUACUCUGGUGGCCACACUGAUGGCAACUGAUGCUGACCUUGAACCUGCCUUUCGCCUCAUGGAGUUUGCCAUUGAGGGAGGGGAUAAGGAAGGGAUCUUUGCCCUGGAUUGGGAGCCAGACUCUGGUCAUGUCCAACUCAGACUCCACAAGAACCUCAGCUAUGAGGCAGUUCCCCACCACAAGGUGGUGGUGGUAGUGCGAAAUGUAGAGGAACUGGUAGGCCCAGGCCCAGGCCCUGAAGCCACAGCCACAGUGACUGUGCUGGUGGAGAGGGUGAUGCCACCCCCUAAGUUGGACCAAGAGAGCUAUGAAGCCAGUAUCCCAAUCAGUACGCCAGCUGGCUCCCUCCUGCUGACCAUCCAGGCCUUGGAUCCCAUGAACAGAACUCUCAGGUUCUCCCUGGUCAAUGACUCAGAGGGCUGGCUUUGCAUCGAGGAGGACUCUGGGAAGGUACGCACGGCUCAGUCUCUGCAGGGUGCCCAGCCUGGGGACACAUACACAGUGCUUGUGGAAGCCCAGGACACAGAUGAGCCAAGACUGAGCGCUUCUGCUACCCUAGUGGUUCACUUCCUGAAGGCCCCUCCUGCCCCAGCUCUGACUCUGGCACCCAUGCCUGCCCGAUACCUCUGCACACCCCGCCAGGACUAUGGUGUUGUUGUCAGUGGACUCAGUGAGGAUCCUGACCUGGCCAGUGUGCCAAGUCCCUACAGUUUCGCCCUUGGCCCCAACCCUACAGUGCAGCGGGAUUGGCGCCUCCAACCUCUCAAUGGUUCCCAUGCCUACCUCACCCUGGCCCUGCAUUGGGUAGAACCAGGUGAACAUGAAGUCCCUGUGGUUGUCAGCCACAACGCCCAGACAUGGCAGCUCCUGGUCCAAGUGAUUGUGUGUCGCUGCAAUGUGGAGGGGGAGUGCAUGCGCAAGGUGGGCCGCAUGAAAGGCAUGCCCACGAAGCUGGUGGCCAUGGGCACCCUCCUGGGCACUCUGGCAGCAAUAGGCUUCUUCCUCAUCCUCAUCUUCACACACUUGGCCCUGGCAAGGAAGAAGGACCUGGAUCAACCAGCAGACAGCAUGCCCCUGAAGGUGGCCGUCUGAGUGAUCCAGGCAGCCCCAGCAGGAAGCUUGGACCUGGCUCCAACUGAAUCCACCGGGAAAGAUCCAGUACAUUCCUGAGGUGGAGGCACUAUCACCAGACAAAUCCCCAAAGGGAACCUCUGACUUUAUGGACUGCCCAUGACAGUACGCUAAAUGGCAACUCAUUGUCCAAUAAUAAACUUUAGAGAGUGGGGCUGGGCCCUAAACUA